Molecule: messenger RNA, 6380 nt
Organism: Cyanistes caeruleus (blue tit)
Lineage: Eukaryota; Metazoa; Chordata; Aves; Passeriformes; Paridae
Source: RefSeq, a predicted model, not a curated record
CAGCCUAACCCACAAUGUUGAUCUUCUCUCAGGGGCAGGCAGGAGCGGCAUUUUGGACAAAGCCUGGGAGCUCCUUGUAAUGGUUGAAGUGCCUGAACUGCAGCAGGAGAGGCUCUUAAUAUCAUGUGCAAGCAGUAGUGAUUUCAAGCAUGUGUUUAUUUUGCAUCUGUCUUUCAAGCUAUGUCAUGUGGUAUCCAUUACUUAGCAUCUGUGUUCAUGGCUGUCACUCCUAACUUUGUAUGUGGGUUCCCUGGAAAUAUGAGUAGUGUUCUUUUCCACAACUCCUCUGCAUCAAGUAUAGAGGACAUCUGGACACUAUGGACAUCAGCAGAAAAUUACAUUGUAGUCCAACUGGAAAAUGGAGAAAUUUGGGAACUUGAUCAAUGCAGCAGGUCCAAACGAGAAGUCAGUUUGGAACUGGCAUAUGAAUACAAAGGCAACAAGUCUGUAUUUCCUUGUUCUGAUGGAUUUCUCUAUGAUGAUACAAAGUGGAAGAGCACUGUUGUUACGCAGUGGGACCUGGUCUGUGACCGAGAAUGGCUUGCAAAAUUAAUCCAGCCUACGUUCAUGCUUGGAGUCUUGAUUGGAGCAGUGAUUUUUGGUGACAUUGCUGACAGACUGGGAAGACAGCGUAUUAUAUGGUUCACAAGUGCUGGUCAGUUUGUAUUUGGCGUCGCAGUGGCCUUCACAUUUGACUACUACAGUUUUGUGAUUGUGCGCUUUCUCCUGGCUAUGGUUUCAAGUGGCUAUCUGGUUGUGGCUUUUGUUUAUGUGACUGAAUUUGUUGGCAUUAAAGCACGAACCUGGGCUUCUAUGCAUGUCCAUGCUUUUUUUGCUAUGGGAGUUAUGGUUGUGGCACUCGUGGGAUUUUUGGUUCGGACCUGGUGGGUCUAUCAGAUAUUUCUCUCCAUAGCAACUCUUCCCUUUGUCUUGUGCUGCUGGAUGCUCCCAGAAACACCUUUUUGGCUCCUGUCAGAGGAAAGAUAUGAAGAUGCACAGAAAGUGAUUGAUACAAUGGCAAGAUGGAAUAAAGUCAGCACUCCCUGCAAAGUUUCUGAACUGUGCUCAGUCCAACAAGAUAAUCUAGCCAGUGGCAGAACAGGUGAUGAUGAUAUGUCCUCAACAAAGAAGCACAACAUCUUAGACCUAUUUUGUAACUGGCAAAUUGCAAGAAGGACCAUCACAGUCUGGCUGAUCUGGUUCACUGGGAGCUUGGGGUACUACGUCUUCUCCCUCAGUUCUGUCAGUCUAGGAGGCAAUGAAUAUUUAAAUCUCUUUCUCAUAGGUGCUGUGGAGUUGCCUUGCUAUAUCAUUGCUUGCAUUGCGAUGGACAAACUGGGAAGGAGAAACACACUCAUUCCGUUCCUUAUUUUAAGUGCACUGAUCUGUGUUUUAAUUAUGUUCAUACCUCAGGAUUUCAGUAUAUUAAUUAUCUUAGCAAAUAUGGCUGGAAAAUUUUCCAUAGGUGUGGCAUUUGGCCUUAUAUAUCUCUACACAGCAGAACUGUACCCAACAAUUGUAAGAUCACUUGCUGUUGGAAGUGGAAGCAUGAUGUGCCGUGUAGGAAGUGUGGUUGCUCCUUUCUGUGUAUAUCUGAGAAGUGUUUGGAUUUUCAUGCCACUUUUGCUUGUUGGAGUCAUGGCUCUUCUGAGUGGAAUAUUAACCAUAAUGCUUCCAGAAACACUGGGAAAACCAUUGACUAACACUUUGGUGGAAGCUACAGAAAUGGGAAGAAACAAGAAAAGCUGUUCAGAAAAGACUCCUUCAGCACAUAGUGGUGCAGCAUUAGAAAAGAUUGAGAUGUUUGGUCAAGAAAAAAUCAGCACUGACAAAUAAAGCAGCAGCAAAAUGGCUGUUACCAAUUUUAAUCACUAUCUAAUUUAUAAGAUCUCUGUAUUCAAGAAAUGUGACUGUUCUAUAACAUCUGUGCCUUUCAGAUUGUAUUCUGUCCCCCACUUUUCAAUAGAGCAAUUGUAUGAAACCUUUUCAAAGUGACCAAGUUACUGCAGAAAAUUUGAUAGGAUUCCUAGAUCCUUUGUCAAACUUACCCAGACUUUAAAACACCUGUCUGACUUGCUGUAACCAGUUGGAAUGAUUACUCUAAAUGUUGGAACCUACCUGACUACAUGUAUGUAAAAAAAAAAAAGCCAAUACUUUGUUUCACAUUUUCUGCAGUUAGAUUUGUGAACCUACAACAAAGUGCCCUGCUUGGUCUCAUCCUGUUGCAGCUGCCAGUUACUGGCUUGAGACUUCAGAACACAGUAAACUCUGUUACAAUUCAAGAGAGAAGCCUUAACAUUGCAUCAGGUCAUAUCAAUAAUUUUAAACUAAUUUAUUCUUUUUUUUUUUUUUUUCAAGUUUUCUACUAGAAAUGGUGCCAUUGCUAACAAAGGAAAGUAUUCUGUGGCACAGCUUCUGACUGAAAAAAUAAUACUAAGUUUGCAAAAUAUGCAAAUAGUUUGUAUAUUCAUUCUGUUGAAUGGCAAAUGUAUUUUUAUUAGGGGUUUAGAAAAAGAAGUGUUCACUGGAUCUACUGCUGUUUUAGUUUAGGUAAAACUAAACUGCCUGAUCCCAUUUAAAGUCAUAUUCAUUCCACACCAUUUUUUUCAGUGCUCCCUUUCUCACUUAGCUCAGAUCUAGCAUCAGAUUUUUCAUAACUUCUAAGAACCAGACCAGCAACUUUGCCAAAUGCCUCUAUCAAGGUCUUCAUAGUCCUCAGUGGAAAAGAAUAAAUGGCAUAUAGCUCUUAUUCAGACUCUCUACACAGAAGUGGAUUUAGUUAUUAAUUUUUGAUAGAAACGGUUCCUAUUCACCAUUUUCUCAUAGAUAUAUAUCUAUAACUCAUUUUUUCCUUAUUAUAUCACACAAAACCAGUUAGAAAAAUGUAAUUUAAAAGAUGGUAGCUGGAGGACACUGAUCUAUAGAAGAGUUAUUUGUAAUAGUUUUAGUCAAAGUGUCAAAACAUCCCACUGCUGCUACACCUCAUGUGUGCAUCAACACUACUGUUGGUGCAGUGGUUCUGCUUUAUGACUCUGGACCAUAGAAAACUGAUGGAUAAGAAUGCGUCAUUCUGGCUGCUUCUUUCAUGGCUUUCUCACACCUCCCUUUUAUUUGUCAGUCUAUCUCUAGACCUGUGGGUUUCUUCCUUGUCUGAGGAUCUGCAUCUCCUUUGCUUGACCACCCUUGGUUUCAGGGGAGCAGCACAGGAACUUCUGCACGUUGAGUUUCAGACAGCCCUCUCUUUCCUGAGUUGUGUGAAUUCAGUCCUCCCUGGUUUGAAAUCAGUGUUUAGGCCCUCAUUCUCAUGGCAUGGUCUCAUCAAAAUAAGUCUUCCUUGAUCUUUGCCAUGUACCCACCCAGAAAGAUAUUUAUAUUACUGUAGAUAUUCUAUAUGCUGUAGAAAUUAAUGGUCAUAUUUUUCAAUUAUAUCUGCACAGUUUUAUUAGUUUCAAUGACUUCUGAAACCAGAAUAAUGGUUUAUAUCCCGUUAUAAAAGAUUUUAUUUCUUCACUCCACUGUCCUAGAAUUUGGUCCUGGUAUUAGGAGAAAAUAAUAUCCUAUAUGAGGAUUAACAUGCUUUGAAGCAAGCAAAAAUCAGUAAAUUUAAGUUUAGGUAGUUUCUCUGAGAUAAUUACAUAGAAAGCAGAAAGGAGUCUUUAUGUUCCUUACAAUCCUGCGGGUGUUCUAGUGUUUGCAGAGAAAACCUCCAGAAAGACCUGCAUAGAAUACUGUGGCUUCUGUUGAGAUGUAUGAGUUCAGCAAAAGCACUUAACCUUCCCCCUGUGAGUAAUCCCAUCAUUAUUCUGAGAAUGACUUGAACACAUACUUUGAUGACUGAAGAUCGGAUUACUCACAUGCUGUGGUUUUUUAUUUUGCAGAAGAGCAGACCCAGUACUCUUCCACUGCUUUCAGGUUUCCCCCUCCACUUCCCAGAGCAGAGCAGCCCUCUCUAUCUCCAAGAUCUACUGCCAAACUCUGCAAGCCCUGCCUUAAAUAAGGGUUUAAUCAUGCUAAAAAAACCACCAUCAUGCAAUAGACCUAACAAGGAAUUAAACUGGUACUGUCUUGCCUUACAACCACACUCCCCACACACAGAGUUCCAAAUUCUUUCCUUAUUUUGGGGAAUACACUGAUACACCCUUUUUUGAUAGUACAUCUAUCUUAAAACUCACUACUCAUAACUUUUAGGAACAGUAUAGUCUAUUUCUAACAAUGUACUAAAGAACAUUUACAAUUAAUUUUUCUACUUCCUUACCUCCUGAGUAACUGAUUUGGGUCUUACCCUGCCAAGAGCAGCCAAUGCAUAUUCUGUGUUCCUUUGGCUUGAGGGAUUCAGGACUUGGUCAUCUGUAAUCAGUAAGGUAAAGAGGUAAGGUAAAGAAAAGAACAAGAAAACAGUUGAAUACACAAUGAUACUGGUAUUGUUUACAACUAAAAUUUAAUUAUGUUUCUAGACCACAAUGUAGCUUGAUGGCUUAAUCCCAAAAGCCAUUUCCUCCUGUCACUAAAGUCAGUUGGUAUUUGGUCUUUGAUUCAAAUGACCCCUGAAUUUCCCUGACCUAAUGAUGUUACUUUUUUUCCUUGGAAAUAAAAUGUUUGUUGAUUUACAGGUACACCUUUUGUGAUUUUAUGCAUCAAUAGCUUAGAGAUUGCCUUGGGGUAUCCUAUUCUUUAACUUGAGGAAGGAUAUUACUUUAAAAAAAAAGGAAAUAGCAUGUUUCUAGCAUUUCUAUUUGCUUGUUUUUUUCAUAUGGGCAAAAAUAUGUUUAACACUAGUCAUGUAUUAUGAAUGCAGCAAAAUCAGGGUGAGUUGAUUUCUUUCUCUUAAAUAUCCAUAGAUUUUUUUAAAUCCUCUUGCAAGAGAGCACUGAGUUUGAGAAAAAAUGCUUCUGUUUCUAUGGGGUAUAUUUUCAUUUCAAUGCUCAUAAAAAGAAUUAAUUUUCAUAGUUUCUUACUUCAGUUUAUAAGUCCUUUUAUGUUUGUAUUUGUCAUCCUUAGUGCAAAUUUUUUGUGCUCAUCAACGUCUCUGGAGUUACACAACAGUUUUAUGAGAUAAUGAAUUAGAAUCCUUAUCUGCCUUAAUUGCUGGUCACUAUUACAUGAUGGCAAAUGUUUUUGUCUGGAACUGGAUAUCCAGUCUCAUUAGAUAGUCUUGCAAUUUGUUAAGGACAUACCUUUUUGGAUUAAAUAUAAGAGUAACUAUUAUUAGUUUAAUGAUAAUUAAGGAAAAAUAGUAAGUACAUGUGCUUGAUAUUUCAAAAUUGUAUUUUUAAACUAUAGAAAAAUAUGUAUUUUCUACUUUUAACAACUUCAUUCAAUUUCUCUGUGCAAAAUUCUGUAAUUUAAACAACCAUACAGAAAAAAAAAAGCUAUGCAAAUCAUGUGCAGUUAUCAUAUGCUUUGGGUGGAACCCUGAAUGUCUGAAAAAGGGAUGAAGCCUCCUUGAAAGCUGAGGGCUAUUGUGUAGUGGCUCUGUGGAAGGACAAAAUGGCCUAACAUCCCAGCUCUGGGAUGCAGUGAAGGACUUACUGGCAUUCUCUCCUGUGUCCUUCAUAGUUUUUUUUUAUCAACCCAGUCACUCAAGAAGUCUCUGUGGCAUCAGGCUCAGCAGUGUGCAAGGCCUGUGAGUGCCUUUUGGAAAGGCUUAGGAAAAGGUGAGCUCACUUGUGCCAUGGACUCUGGUCCAGAAAGGCAUUUGUGACAGCAAAAAGGAGGCUCUGGAUUCAUCCUGUGCCCUUUAUAAACAUCUGAAACAUGUUUGUCUGAAUCCUAGAACAGAUUCCUAGGGGAGAAAUUAAACACAAGGACCAAAAAGAAAAUGGGGAGUUGACAAAACCAGUUUAUUCUAGCAGGGAAAAUUCUAGUCAAUGCUGACAAUUAGUUACCUCUCACAGGAAGAAAGACUAAAGCACAUCUAUGUUCUGGUAGCAUAAUAAUUUUGUACAAUAUUCUGUACUACAUGAGGUAUGUCUUUUGGUUAUAUGGGAGAAGUAUGUACUUGUAGGAAAGAGUUUGUUUGCCCAGAACUUGAGGAUUUAAUAUAAUAUAUUUUAAUAGGUUUUUUUAAAAUAUGUAUUUAUUAUCUGCAAUUAUGUGCAAGAAUAAAAUCAGACAUGCAUUUUUUAAUCUUUACACUUUUACCUAAUUUAAUGAACUUCUAUCAACUGUUCAUUUGGUUCACACUCCCUUAAAGAGGCCUGGCUGGUGUUUUGGCAUUCCAUAGAGAUCCUACGGUUUAGGAUGGCAAAUGUCAUGUUUGUGUUUUUUCCCUGUUUGUCUUUGAAGGUGUAAACCAAGACUUGGGUAAUGUGUUAGGAGGUGACUAUCACAAAAUGUGCAUUAAAAAUAUGACAUGUUUUGCAUUUCAGUUGCAGGAAAAA